Molecule: messenger RNA, 2216 nt
Organism: Schistocerca cancellata (South American locust)
Lineage: Eukaryota; Metazoa; Arthropoda; Insecta; Orthoptera; Acrididae
Product: putative RNA-binding protein Luc7-like 2
Exons: 6
Coding region: 1139-2086 (315 amino acids)
Biological process (GO): mRNA splice site recognition
Cellular component (GO): U1 snRNP; U2-type prespliceosome
Molecular function (GO): mRNA binding
Source: RefSeq, a predicted model, not a curated record
AAGCAAUCUGAAGAUUUAAUAUAUUGAAUUAUUAAAUAUUGUUUACAAUUGUAAAGUAACUUCGUACUACGAAGUCACAAAAUUGAGACAAAUCUGUGUUACAUGUUGAUUUUUGUAUAAUUUUUCAAAAUUGUACUCCUGGAAAACCUUUCUGUGUAAACCUUUUUCUAGUUAAAUUUCAUUCAUAAGGCCUCCAGUGGCUUAUCACAAUUUUUGGUUUGGUGCUGUAUUAUUGUCAGUUUAUGGUAUCAAUCUUUAUUACAAUUUAAGCUUCAUUAAUGCCUCAUACAAUAGUUCUUUCCAGAAUAUCACGGCAUAUUGUUGUGGAUAAGACAGGGUGAAUUUGGGGUUUAUUACAUUAUGUAAGUACAAGAAUUAAAUAAUUGAAAGAUACAAAUGCAAAUUCAAAAAUUCUUUUUCAUUGUUUCACAUUUAAGAUGUUACUAUAAGAACUAGUAUAUCUGUGACUUUGACGGCACUUCAAAAUGGUAAGUAUUGCCACAUGAAAGCUGAAGACAUCAGCCAUUCAAAUAUUAUUGGAUUCCAGUAAAGUGUCCUUAAGUAUUGUUAUAGCUUAUUAAAAUUGUGGGAAAAAUAUCUGGGUUCUAGGCAGAAAGAUUUUUCGUCAUCAAAAUUGAUCGGAAUGUAAAAUAUCCCGAGGAAGGAACAAAAUCUCCAUUUUGUAAGUAGAGAAGUUGUUCUGCAUGGCUCUGUAGUUGAAAUAUGCGUUGAAUCGAGUGCUGAGGGACGUUUUCCUAUUACCUUGUGAGUAUGCCCAUUUAACUUGCAGGUGGAAGUAUCCUGAAGACUGUCAGGCUUCACCUUGCACUGGUGAUGUACCUAUCUUAGACAAAAUUACUACUAAGUCACCUUCGGCCCAUUAACCUUUGCUGACUGAAGGUGUAUAAUCUGUUUCAUCUUUUAACGCCAUAGCUUAAAGAGUUGUAUUUCGAUCAUAGAUUUACUUAUUUAUCAAGACAAAUUGCAACUCACAUAUUUUUUUUCAACUGGUCUCUUUCACCCUUUAGGAAGAUAAAAUAUAAUUUGACACACCAUGUGGAUAGUUUAGAGGAAUUUUGUCACCAUUACAUCAUACGGCGACACCAUUCGAGUUUGAAGAUAUUUGUGACAGUCUCGGAUGGAUCUGGGAGAAUGCCCAAAAAUACAUGAUCUGGCACUUCGUGCUGACUAUGAAAAGGCCAGCAAAACAAAGGACUACUUCUAUGAUAUUGAUGCAAUGGAGCAUCUGCAAACAUUCAUUGCAGACUGUGAUCGUCGAACAGAGCUAGCAAAGCAGCGUUUGGCAGAAACACAGGAAGAAUUGUCAGCAGAAGUGGCUGCAAAAGCUAAUAAGGUUCAUGAGCUUGCGGAGCAAAUUGGCAAGAAGUUAGCACGUGCAGAACAGUUAGGUGCAGAAGGUCUUGUUGAAGACAGUAUGAAGUUGAUGGAGGAGAUAGAAGACCUGAGAAAGAAGAAAAGUGCUGCUGAGAGCGAAUAUCGCAAUUCGAUGCCUGCUAGUAGUUACCAGCAACAGAAACUCAGAGUUUGUGAAGUAUGUUCAGCUUACCUUGGAAUACAUGAUAACGAUCGCAGAUUGGCAGAUCAUUUUGGUGGAAAGUUGCACCUUGGUUUCAUUAAAAUUCGCGAGAAGCUUGCUGAAUUAGAGAAAACUGUAGAAGGACGGAAACUGCAGAUGCGCCAGUCAUUGAAGGACAGAGAUCGUGACCGUGAGAGCCGUGAGCGUGAAAGGCUCCGUGAAAGAGAUCGUGAAAGGGAACGAGAGCGGGAGCGUGGUCUCAGUGGUGGCUCAAGUAGGCACAGCCGUGACAGGGAAAGAGAGCGGGAGAGAGACAGAGACAGAGAAAGAGACCGGGAUCGAGACCGUGAGCGUCGUCACAGACACGGCAGCCGUUCUCGCAGUCGGGGAGAUAAACGUUCACGCUCACGCUCAAAGUCUCACAGCUCCAGAUCACAUCGGUCACGUAGCAGCAGUCGAUCUAGACGUUCACACCGUUCCCGCUCUGGUGACAGGAAGGAUAGAUCACGUUCCCGUGACAGGAAAAGGGAAAAUUAUGAACAUUCUUGACAGUUCCAGCACUAAUUUUGGAGGACUAUAGCUUUCUUAAUUUCAGUUUUAUUUUAAAGACACCAUAUACCAGUUGUUAAUAAUAUUCAUACAUUUUUGUUACUGUUCAAAAUAAAUUAGUGUGCUAGUA